This is a messenger RNA of Monodelphis domestica (gray short-tailed opossum), 1337 nucleotides long. It is a transcript of the gene TMEM225, whose product is annotated as transmembrane protein 225. Lineage: Eukaryota; Metazoa; Chordata; Mammalia; Didelphimorphia; Didelphidae. Gene Ontology annotation, biological process: negative regulation of phosphatase activity. The record is from RefSeq and is a predicted model, not a curated record.
CAGUUCCAUGACAGUUGGGAAUCUCUCCUGGAGACAGGGCCAAGGGUGGAACUGACAAGAAUGGGGGGUAACACCUCAGCCUAAUCAUCCUUCCCAUAUCCUCCCACUGCUACCUCACAAAAUCCAGAAACUUCACUUGUCCUUCAGCUGCUGAUUCUAAAAUCAGCUAAUUCACAGAGGGAGGGACAGUUUUAGGUGUGAGACAUUAGGGUAGAGGAAAUCAAAAAGCCUAGUUUCAGAAUUGAUCUUGGCUUGGGACAGAUAGAAAACUUGCUGAGGACAAAAGCUCUCUCUCUCUCUCUCUCUCUGUUUCUCUCUGUCUCUCUGUCUCUGUCUCUCUCUCUCUCUGCCUCUCUCUCUCUGUCUCUGUCACUGUCUCUCUGUCUCUCUGUCUCUCUCUCUGUCUUUCUCUCCUUCCUCUUUCCAAUGUCUAGUGGCAUUGAAACUAUCCCAAAUUAGGACCAUGGAGUCCCAGAGCCUGUGCAUCUCCUGCUUAGCACUAAUAAUGAUGCUUUUAGGUUUGAUCCAGAAGGAAUGGGUUAAGCUGAAGAUGACACCAUCAGGGAAAUACAUUUCCAGCAGCCCCUGGACCUCUUGUAUCCUCUUAGACUGCACCAAUGUUACACCAGAUUUAAAGAAGUCAGUCUGGAACCUGAUGGCCACAAGUACUCUAUUUUCCAUUAUCCUGACCUUUGCCUUGGGAUUGGAUUACACUUAUCUGCUUCCUCCGAUCAAAGGCCGCAAAUACAUCUUUAGCUUUAUCAGCUUCCUUUCAGCAGGAACCUGCCUGCUCUCAGCAAUCAUACUGUACUACCAAGACCUGAAGAACAAUAUCGAGAAACAAUACGUUGAUUUCAAAGUCACCUGGGUUUUUCAUUCAAAUUAUAUAAUUAUCUUUUUGUAUUAUGCCUGUGGGGUCCUCUGUGUUUGGAACCUACUGACCAAGUUCUUUCUAAACCUCCAAGAGUUGUCCAAACGAUCUGUAAUAACCAAGAAAGUGGACAUCAGAGAUGAAGCAACAAAAAGUACAAGUUUUCUUAGCAUAGUCCAAUCUCAAAACUUUGGCAAAAUAAAUAAGUCUACUGCACGUACCCAAAUCUCCCAAGUGUCCUGGAAUUUCUAGAUUUGGGGCUGCUAUAGAAGUAUAUCUUUAUGCCUAUGUUUGUAUUUCUGCUGACCCAUAUAUGUGUAAUUAGAUGUUAUAUGUAUACACUAUUUAUUGUAGGUUUGACCAUGUGUAUUAUAUAUGACUAAGACAGUGAAGGACUAUGUACAGAAGUGCCAGGCAAUGAUACUAUUUAACCCUGUAUUAAAUAAAAGAGAUUUUUCUCUGGUCA